Physcomitrium patens is the source of this 3281-nucleotide messenger RNA. RefSeq lists its product as uncharacterized. Gene Ontology annotation, biological process: malate transport. The record is from RefSeq and is a predicted model, not a curated record. Lineage: Eukaryota; Viridiplantae; Streptophyta; Bryopsida; Funariales; Funariaceae.
GCAGCGACUGGCGCUAGAAACCCACCUCCGCUGACGAGGCAGCCUUGCCGCAGCUUCCGCCACCAAUCCCAGUUCCGCAGGCACCUGGACGGGCUGCGCUUCGUUGGGUAGGCUGAAGUCCUUCCGCUCAGUGAUUGGGGAGAACCAUGGAUCGAGAAUCUGCUAAGAUGUGGUGAAAUGCUUGUUUCCAGAGGCUGGUUUUCAUCCUAGCGAGGCGCAGGAAAGCUGGGUUACCUUCUCUCCGCGUGUUAUCGCUACACUGCCCCAGUCCGUUUUUGACAGAGACCCGUCGUGAAUGAGACUCCUGUGCGCUCUUUUCGCGAUUCUCCUCGCCUGUAUCACCUUCGGUCGUAUUUAAUUCCCUAUUGGCACCAUUCCGCGAGAGCCCAACGGAUUUUUUCUGGAACGUAUGCACUUGGAAUUCAACCGAAUCAUUUCGAGGACGAAUAAACCCACUACAGUUGAGAGGGCUAGGGUUGUACAUUUGUUCAAAGACGGCAAUCAUUCGUAGCCAUGUGUUGGGAUCCGUGAGAAUGUGCCGGAAUGUUUUGGAGGAUUGCAGUGAAGAGAAGAUAAGAACGGCGAAUUCAUGCAGCGACUAAUUUGACAAGGCGAAGGCUAUUGUACUCGAAUCGCGGUAAUGCGGGAAGUGAGAUGAGGUUAUGGACUGGUCGGAGGCGAGUGGAGAAAAUCUCUGAGGGUUUAGAGGUGAAGCUUCAAUGAAGCGAGGGAUUUGGGUUUCUGCUUGCGUUUCAGCUGAAGGAGGCAGAGAGGCACUGACUUAAGAUAGGCGGGGAAUUACGAAGGGACAGAGGUGAGAGGCAAUGGUGGCGAGUAGAGAGGAUACCAACGGUGUCUCACUGCAUGCACCAUUGCUGGGGGAUUAUGGGGAGGAGAACGAAAAUGCGCGUCCAAAUCGGGCACGCUAUGAGGUUGUGGUGGCAGUUGGUGACGAACCGCAGGAUGGGUUUGAGAGAUCGGUCUCUGGACGGACCGAGAGGGAGAAUGCGGAGGGUGGAGGUGAGCAACCGGAGGUGAAUUACGACACUCCAGCGCUUGCAAAUCAGAGCGGGAAUACGUUUCAGCAAAUUCACGACCAGAAUAGGAUUCGAUUCAGGGAUCGCUCGAGAAGAGGUUUGCCUAUGACACGAUCAGAACGCAGAGGCCACUCUGUCCGCAACCCCAUACAUAAGAAGUCAUUUGUGGCCCGGGCGGCAUACAGCGCCAAGACCGACACUCUGAAUUUCUUGUACUAUGUUAUGAUAGGGCUAUACAUGUGGCCGAAAUGGAGCUGGGAUGCUAUGAAAGCUAAUACUAAUCUCACCGUUCUAUCUAUUAAACAAGGAGCAUGUGCUGGUUUGGCUUCUGUGCUAUGCGUGCUUCAUUUUCCGCAGCCUUACACACAACUCUCAUCAAUCGCUUUGUGGGCCGUCAUCACUACCGACCUUCUGUACGAGAGUAAUAUUGGACUUUCUAUCAGUAAAGGAUUCAAUCGCGUGCUGGGUACUUUGGCUGCUGGCUUCUUAGGGUUUGGGCUUAAUCAAUUGGGUCCAGAACUUGGACCAGUAUAUCCUUACUAUGUGGUCUUUUGUGUUACGGUAGGAGGUGCCGUUUUCAAAUUUUUGAAAGGGACACCACCCUUGAAAGACCGAUGGGAUUACGCUUUCACUGUAGCAACCAUGGCGUUCCACAUUUUUAUAAUCACUGCGUAUUUAGAUCCAGAAAGAUGGACAUUGCCAAUGCUUAGAUUUUCCAUGAUCUUGCUGGGGUUUUCGAUUGCAACACUUGUCAACAUAGCUUUCCGGCCGGUCUAUGCUGGAGAUUCGCUGCACAAGCUUGUGGCGAAAAACUUUGAGACAGCCGCCUCUGUCUUCGAAAGAUGCGUUCAGGAAUAUAUCAAAGUAACGAUGCUCGAUCAUGUCCCGGACAUUCUGAGUGGGCGCUCUGAGGAUGACAAAAUUCACCAAAGCUACCAUGAGAUAGUGAUGUCAGAUUCGGACAUUGACAAAUUGUUGGGCGCAGUACUCUGGGAACCAUCGCAUGGGAAGUUUUUCAAGGAUUAUCCGUGGCAUAUGUAUGACGACAUUACAGACUACCUUCGUUACACUCUGUACGAUGUCAUAGCUCUUGAUUCGUGUCUUCGGGCAAAUAUUCAAGCACCCAAACAACUCCGAGAUCUUUUUGCCCCGGAGAUGGCGACGAUUGCGACCGAGUGUGCAACUGUGCUACGUACCUUGGGGAAUAGCAUGAAAAACAUGAAAAAGUUCCCAUCAGAAGACAUCAUGAAACGAGCUGAGGAGGCAGCUAUUGCGCUUCAAUAUAAGGUUUAUUUGAAUACAAACAUGCUUCUCGGCAACACAAAUUCUGAGUCUCCUAUAUACCCUCGGUCGAUUUCCUCUGAAGUUUCAAGGUCUUUUACAACCAAUGGUCAGGAAUCUGAAAACUGGAAAGAAUCAAAUUACACUGGGGAUGACAACAUUACGAGUCAAGUUCCGGGAGGUGAGCUGUUCACCAAUGAGUCGUCAAGAACUGUUAGCCCUGCAAUCAACACAGCCCCUUCUGAAGGGAAUCAAAACAGUCGUGGAAAUUCCGAACAGAAAGACACUUCAAUGGUUGGUUCUCCCGGAUUGAGUGGCUCUCCUGGAUGGAGUGGCUCACCACAAGGAGGUAUCUUGCUAGGUAGAUCUGGACCUGUAAAGAAACUGGAUACCCUGACUGAGGGCGUCCAAUCUGUUGAUGUUUCGGUUCCUAAUAGCGGAACUCCAGGCUCAACCUUGGAGCAGCCCUCUGAAACGCAGGCCGGGAUGACCACCCCACGCAAGCGAACACUUGCAUGGCAGGCCACAUUCUCGCACCGUAAGUACAGCUUAGGCUCACAUUGGGAGGGCACACUGGAGAGAAUCUCGGCUCUUUCCUUGGUAAAGUUUGCUUCUCUGCUAAUAGAAGUAGUUUCAAAGAUGAGAUAUGUAGUGGAUUGUGUUGAAGACCUUGCUGAACAGGCUAAAUUUGAACCAUGUUCAAGCUGAGAGUUGAGAUAUGCCCAAAAUUACAUUAAACUUGGUUUUUAUCCUUCUAAACCCUUCCAACAUAGAUUCAAGUCUAUUUUUGUGAAGGUAAGUUUCAAACUCAAAUUUGUGACUCCAACAUACCUCUAGUAUCUCUUAGGGUCAUUUGCGGUUUUUGCAUUUCCAGUUCAAGUGAACUGCAAUGUUUAACUACGUUCAUCUACAAUAACUGUUUCUUCCUGAGAGAGUGCUUCAUAGCAGGCCCUUGUUCUACUA